AACAUUUUAGUCCUCGUGUUUCACCCACGUUGGUUGGAAGUAUCCCAAAAAUCAUAACACUCGAAGUACGGACGGAUUCCGACGCGAAUAACUAUGAACUAUUCUACACAAACUGUGCUCCUCAUAAUAUGUGCACAAUGUGUGGCUGUGAAUAUCCAAAAACUAACAGUACCGGCGCUGGUAGAAAUAGGAGUGGAGUCUGUGGUUCUUGACUGCGAGUACAGCACUAACACGGUGUCAACUCCCGGCCUCGUGGUGAAGUGGUUCUUCAAUGGAUCUUCAGGACUAGUGUACCAAUGGAUACCACCACUGAGACCCCAAGUUAUAGGUCUGCUGAAAGGCAAAGUCGAUAUGGAUUUUAAAAUAUCCGACGAGCCCUUACAAGCGUACCGCGCUAUCAAGAUACUGAAACCCACGACUGAUCUAAGCGGGAACUACACUUGUGUUGUAUCAACCUUCAUAGAAGAAGACCGUCAGACAAGAUCUAUGCUUGUAUACAGUCCGGGUAGAAAUUUUGAUUUUGUUCAAGAGAAGAAGUAUGUGUUUCUAGUAACUUUGAUAUGCACGAUGGAAGAUGUUUACCCGAAGCCGGAAGUAGUGAUAACAGCUCAGGGGAUACCUUUAAAGCAAUCUGUGUCGGAAAUGAAAAUGGACUCAUGGGGGCUGUACACGGUGACCGUGAAGACAGUAGUCCACGACGAUGACGUCACCACACCUUACCAAGAAUACGUGUGUACUUUAAGUAUACCUUCAGCAAAUUAUACAAUCUCUAAAACAACUGUCUACUAUCCAGGUCUGAUGCCAACGACUUACAUAGCAGCCUAUGAAAUUCAGAAGCCUCAAGAACGUCAAGCCAAUGGUAUUGUUGGUUUAUCGAGAAGCUUACAUCAGUUCCUAGCCGUGAUUAUAAUUAUUUACAUGUAAUGUAUUAAUUUUUUUAAAUGUUUUGACACUUUUAUGCGUAAAUAUAUAUACAGAUAUAACCUGACCAUUUAAUAUAUAAUAUAAAAGGGUAUAAAGUGACUCUCAUCCGUAAAAUGUUUGUAAAACUUUAUUUAAUGUAAUAGCAAGUAGGAAAUAAAGUAAUUUGAAGUCACCAGACCAUGACUAUGUCUCGUCCGCAAUAACAAAUAUAUUAACCUUAUUUUCUUGAUUCGCUGAUCCGGUGGGAAUUCGCUAGGUUCUUUUAUCUGUCCGUCUACAAUCUUUAAAUUUACCUUUAGUACGAGAUUCGGUCUUUUACUUAAAAACUAACCGUUGCAGUGUGAGAAACAUUCAUAAUUUAACCGAGAUACAACUGAAAUGUUUGGUUUAAGGUUGUCAGCACAAAAUCGUACUAAGGGUACUGAAAAAUCACAUAAAAUGAAAAGAGUAAUAGUAAUAGGUUAUAUAUAUAACCUAUUACAUUAUAUAUAUAUAUUGCCUUUCAUUUCAAGUGGGUUACGUAAGUUUUACAAACUCUUAUAAGAGAACUAAGUCGGAUACUUUAGAAGUUAUUGUUAACUUUAAACUCAUACUUAACAUCCUCCAUAUCUAAAUUUACCGGAAUUUUAUACUUUUUAUAUGUUUUAUAAGACGAUUUGUUAAUAAUAUACAAUAAAAUACAGGCUAUUGUUAUGUAGCGACGCUUGUUAAGUCUUUUAUAUUCUGUUACUUUGAUAAUGUUGUUUAAUUUGUUUGUACAAAUAGCGAAAGUCGAAAUUAAUUAUAAAUUCGUAAUAACUCAAUGUUAGCAUUACAAAACAGGAGAUAAUAUUAUAUCAAAACCAAUAAACAAUACGUACACGAGCUUAAUAGAGCCUAAAUGUUUUAGCUGUUUUAUUAUGUUGUUAUUAUGUUGAAUUAUUUAAUAUAUUAUAAUUCUCGUAGCCUAUUAUGUUAUAGCCAAAAAAGUUCUCAAGCAACAGAACACGUUGUGAACAUUCCUAUUAAUUAAGCUGUAAUAAUUUUAAGUGGUAAAUAAAUAAAAAUGUUUAUAA
Danaus plexippus (monarch butterfly) is the source of this 1979-nucleotide messenger RNA. RefSeq lists its product as uncharacterized. NCBI's taxonomy places the organism in Eukaryota, Metazoa, Arthropoda, Insecta, Lepidoptera, Nymphalidae. The transcript has 7 exons. The coding region runs from base 94 to 924 and encodes 276 amino acids. The record is from RefSeq and is a predicted model, not a curated record.